Cylicocyclus nassatus is the source of this 318-nucleotide messenger RNA. The record is from the annotation of a GenBank genome assembly. NCBI's taxonomy places the organism in Eukaryota, Metazoa, Nematoda, Chromadorea, Rhabditida, Strongylidae.
AUGUUGCUUCCGUUGAUACUUCUUACCUUAGCGGUAAGAAGUGAAGCAACGCCUUCAGUCUAUGCAUGUCCAUUUGUUCCUCUUGGAAUAAUGCCAGGUAUCGACUUCCGAAUGGGAGAAGACUGCCCACGUGACUCUUUUCUGCAUUACUACGCCUGUUGCGACGAUAAUCCAUACCAAUGCUGCUUCCAUUUCGAAACCUGGGCUAUAGUGAUGUUCGCCAUUAUUUGCAUUGGAGCGCUAGCAGCGAUACUCUUCUGUUCUGGACGUUUGCUGCUUCAACAAAGAGAAAGAGUAGUAGAGCGACAGAUGUAUUGA